UCCUGUGCACUCUGUGUCCCAUGCUGCAACCAACCUUCAUGGCCGCAGCAUGUCGCUAUGGAGGAAACAGAACCAAAGCAAUUUUCUAAUCAGCUUAGUGUCUGUUCAGCAGUACGGUUGACUAGAUGUUAAGCAUUUCGUCUUUGUUUACCUUAUCGAAUCAUGGGACGUACCAAUAAUUAUAAUUUUUCGGCUGAAGUAUCGAGGCAACGGGACCCAUAAAUUAAUUGAAGUGAUGUUUACUCUCACAGAGGUAGCCGCCCUGAAUGACAUCCAGCCGACCUAUCGGAUCCUGAAACCAUGGUGGGACGUCUUUAUGGACUACCUGGGCGUCGUCAUGCUGAUGCUGGCCAUAUUUUCUGGAACCAUGCAAUUAACCAAAGACCAGGUGGUUUGCCUUCCCGUUCUGGAACCAGCUCCAGAGGACCCCAGCAGCUUCACGACACCGCAGCCAGAGGAGGGGUCUGGGUCAGGGUCAGGGAACGGAGGAAGCAGGGUGACUCUAGCCGCAGCGCCCCUAAUGAUUAAUGAUCUACCAGAUAGUGUCAUCCACUUCGCACAGUUUGGUGGUGUUGGACAGCAGCCUCCGCCAACAGGCGUCAGGACAAACCUGGACUUUCAGCAGUAUGUUUUUGUCAAUCAGAUGUGCUACCACGUUGCCCUGCCGUGGUACUCAAAAUACUUCCCAUACCUUGCUCUCAUACACACCAUCGUCCUCAUGGUCAGCAGUAACUUUUGGUUCAAAUAUCCAAAGACUAGUUCAAAAAUAGAGCAUUUUGUGGGGAUUCUGGGGAAGUGUUUUGAGUCUCCUUGGACGACCAAGGCAUUGUCCGAGACUGCAUGUGAGGACUCGGAGGAGAAUAAGCAAAGGCUCACUGGUGCCCAUUCCCUACCAAAACAUUUCUCAACCAGCAGUGAAGAGGGAAGUCCUAACCAGUCCACCCCAAUGCUGGCUAAAUCUGGGGUCAAGUUUACUGCUGAUAAGCCUGUUAUUGAAGUCCCAUGCAUGACCAUACUGGACAAGAAAGAUGGAGAACAGGCCAAGGCCUUGUUUGAAAAGGUUAGGAAGUUCCGUGCCCACGUGGAAGACAGUGAUUUGAUCUACAAGCUCUAUGUUGCUCAAACUGUGAUCAAAACCGUGAAGUUCAUUUUGAUCUUGUGUUACACAAUGACAUUUGUUGCUUCAAUUGACUUUGACCAUGUGUGUGAGCCUGACAUAAAACAUUUAACCGGAUACUCUAAAUUCCAAUGCACACAUAACAUGGCAUUCAUGUUAAGGAAGCUGCUUGUCAGCUAUAUUUCCCUCGUCUGUAUAUAUGGCCUAAUCUGUAUAUACACUCUCUUUUGGCUGUUUCGACGACCUCUCAAGGAGUACUCUUUCGAGAAAGUCAGAGAGGAGAGUAGUUUCAGUGACAUUCCUGAUGUGAAGAACGACUUUGCGUUUCUCUUGCACAUGGUCGAUCAGUAUGACCAGCUGUACUCGAAGCGUUUUGGCGUCUUCCUCUCUGAAGUCAGCGAGAAUAAACUGCGAGAGAUCAGCUUGAAUCACGAGUGGACCUUUGAGAAACUGAGACAGCAUGUAACCCGCAACGCUCAGGACAAACUGGAGCUCCAUCUCUUCAUGCUGUCAGGUCUGCCAGAUGCUGUCUUCGAUCUGACCGAUUUGGAGAUCUUAAAGCUGGAGCUGAUCCCAGAGGCCAGGAUAACAGCCAAAAUCUCCCAGAUGAUCAACCUUCAGGAGCUUCACUUUUAUCACUGCCCUGCCAAAGUUGAGCAGACCGCGUUCAGUUUCCUUCGUGACCACCUCCGGUGCCUUCAUGUCAAGUUUACAGAUGUAGCUGAGAUCCCCACCUGGGUGUACCUGUUGAAAAGUCUGAGGGAGCUGUACUUGGUCGGCAAUCUGAAUUCUGAAAACAACAAGAUGAUUGGUUUAGAAUCUCUCAGAGACCUGAGACAUCUGAAGAUUCUGCAUCUAAAAAGCAACUUGACGAAGGUCCCAACCAACAUAACAGAUCUCUCUCCACACCUGAUCAAGCUGGUUGUACAUAAUGACGGUACUAAACUCCUGGUACUGAACAGUUUGAAGAAAAUGAUGAACCUAGCUGAACUGGAGCUUCACAAUUGUGAACUGGAGAGGAUUCCCCAUGCUAUUUUCAGUUUGACCAACCUGCAGGAGCUGGACCUGAAAUCCAACAACAUUCGCACCAUUGAGGAGGUCAUCAGCUUCCAGCACCUCAAUAGGCUGAUCUGCCUUAAACUGUGGCACAAUAAAAUCAUCACCAUUCCAUUGUCCAUAAGCCACGUCAAAAACCUUGAGUCCCUCUACCUUUCGCACAACAAACUUGAAUCUCUGCCCGUACCUUUGUUUAACCUGCUGAAGCUGAGGUAUCUGGACGUUAGCCACAACUCCAUAGUGGUGAUCCCUCUGGAGAUCGGCUUCAUGCAGAACCUCCAGCACUUUGCCAUUACAGGAAACAAGGUGGAGGUGGUACCCAAGCAGCUGUUCAAGUGCACCAAAUUGAAGACACUAUGUCUGGGACACAACUGUAUCUCUGUCCUUCCAGAGAAGAUAAGCAAUCUGGUGCAGCUAACAAACCUGGAGCUUAAGGGAAACUGUCUGGACCGCCUGCCAGCCCAGCUUGGCCAGUGUCAUCUCCUCCACAGGAACUGCCUGGUGGUGGAGGACCACCUCUUUGACUCACUCCCCCUAGACGUCAAGGAGAGUAUCAAUCAGGAAGCCAACGUUCCCUUUGCUAAUGGGGUGUGAGUGUGGAAGGACAGUCACUUUACCCAUACAGGAAGGAGAUUACAAAAUGUGGCAAUAACUGUCCAUACACAGCCAGCUAGUCAACUCUUUUAAUUACAGCAUGUGAACUGGAAUAAAGGUUUUUGCUCAGGGCUGACUCGUCGAACAGAUGAUGUUUAAACUUAUAGAAAAUAGCACUGUGCUAACUAGUCAGGUGAGUUGAUUCCAGGUACUGUGGAAAAUGCUAGAAUGAUGGUCUAGAUCCAGAAUGAUAGGUUAGUUCCAUAGUGAUGGACUGAUUCCAGAAUAAGGAGCUGGUUCCAUAGUGAGUUAGUUGUAGAAUGACAGCAAUGUUUGUGUUAGACCACUAAAUGAUUAGUCAAUGUUCUGAGGAAAAGGGAUGCUCCUCUUAAUGAAACAGAAUGGUGGUGUAGAAUUCAUAGAUAACAGGGAUACAGUAGCCUCAGAUUAUUGGCACCCUUGAUAAAGAUGAGCAAAAAAUAAUGUAUAAAAAAAAGAAUACAAAUUCUGAACUAUAUUGUAUGCAAUUUUAAUUUUAAUUUUAUACUAAUACAAUCGCUCAGAGAAGUAGAUUUGGUUUAACAAGUAAAACAAAACAAAUAUCAAAAAUAUAGGUGUCAAAACUAUUGGCACCCCCAAAGAUACUUAUUUUACUUAUUUUUAAAUGAGUCUCAGUUUAAGGAACUAUAUUGUGGCCUUCCAUGGCUUCCUGUAUAAAAAUGAGAACACACAUGUAAAAUCCAUUUGUCAUCCAUCACCGGGCCCCUGAGUGGCGCAGCGGUCUAAGGCAUUGCAGCUCAGUGCUAGAGGCAUCACUACAGACCCUGGUUUGAGUCCAAGCUGUAUCACAACCGGCUGUGAUUGGCAGUCCCAUAGGGUGGAACAAUUGGCCCAGCAUCAUCCGGGUUAUGGUUUGGGCCGAGGUAGGCCGUCAUUGUAAAUAAGAAUUUGUUAUGUCAGGAUGAGUUUGCAAGAGGGGUACCACAUGAGGGAGGAGGAUGUCUUCCCUGUAACGCACAGUGUUGAGAUUGCCUGCAAUGACAACAAGCUCAGUCCGAUGAUGCUGUGACACACCGCCCCAGACCAUGACGGAACCUCCACCUCCAAAUCGAUCCCGUUCCAGAGUACAGGCCUCGAUGUAACGCUCAUUCCUUUGACGAUAAAUGUGAAUCCGACCUUCACCACUGGUGAGACAAAACCGCGACUCGCCAGUGAAGAGAAUUUUUUGCCAGUCCUAUCUGGUCCAGCGACGGUUUGUGCCCAUAGGCGACGUUGUUGCCGGGGAUGUCUGGUGAGGACCUGCCUUACAACAGGCCUACAAGCCCUCAGUCCAGCCUCUCUCAGCCUAUUGCGGACAGUCUGAGCACUGAUGGAGGGAUUGUGCGUUCCUGGUGUAACUCGGGCAGUCGUUGCCAUCCUGUACCUGUCCCGCAGGUGUGAUGUUCAGAUGUGCCGAUCCUGUGCAGGUGUUGUUACACAUGGUCUGCCACUGCGAGGACGAUCAGCUGUCCGUCUUGUCUCCCUGUAGCACGGUCUUAGACGUAUCACAGUACGGACAUUACAAUUUAUUGCCCUGGCCACAUCUACAGUCCUCAUGUCUCCUUGCAGCAUGCCUAAGGUACGUUCACGCAGAUGAGCAGGGACCCUGGGCAUCUUUCUUUUGGUGUUUUUCAGAGUUAGGACACUAAAGAGGCCUUUCUACUAAGUUUUCAUAACUGUGAUCUUCAUUUCCUACCGUCUGUAAGCUGUUAGUGUCUUACCGACCGUUUCACAGGUGCAUGUUCAUGAAUUGUUUAUGGUUCAUUGAACAAGCAUGGGAAACAGUGUUUAAACCCUUUACAAGGAAGAUCUGUGAAGUUAUUUGGAUUUUUACGAAUUAUCUUUGAAAGACAGGGUCCUGAAAAAGAGACGUUUCAUUUUUUUUAGUUUACCUGCUGUAAAAUAUGGUGGUAGAUCUUUUUUUAUAUGGCUGUUUCGCUUCCACUCGUCCUGAGGCCCUUGUAAAGGUCAACGGCAUCAUGAACUCUACCAAGUACCAGGACAUUAAGCCAAAACCCUGGUUGUCUCUGCCAGGAGGCUGAAACUUGGCCACAAAGAAAAAACAAAUCCACAAAGAAAUGGUUAAUUGAUAACAAAAUCCACAUUUUGUAACGGCCAUCUCAGUCCCUGGACUUGAACCACAGCACAGACCAAAGGAUUUCAAGGAUCUGGAAAGGUUCUGUGUGGAGGAAUGGUCUAAGAUCCUUCCCAAUGUGUUCUCAAAUCUCAUAAAGCAUUAUAGAAAAAGGAUAAGUGCCCUUAUCCUUGCAAGGGUGCACAACGUAUUGGAAAUGGGUGGCAAUCAUUUUUACGUAUCUUAAUAUAUAUAUUCUUUUAACUUGUUAAACAAAAUUAUUAUAUUUUUCUCUGAGCAAUUGUAUUAUUAUAAAAUAUAAUUUUCCAAUUGUUUCAAAUAGGCCAUACAAUAUUGUUCAGUAUUUGUAUUAUUUAUGUGAUACUGUAAUUUUUGCUCAUCUUUAUUAAGGGUGUCAAAAAUUUUGGUGGUGACUGUAUAUCAGUGUUGGGCUCAAUUCAGAAUUUAAUUGAGAAUACUUUAUAAAUUUCUAUUCUUGAAUUGAAUUUGAAUUGAAGCAGCAAACAGGAUAAGAAUUGCAAUUUGAAUUACAGGAAAUACAUUUGAAUUAAGUGAAAUUCUAAGAAAUUCAAAAGGCAGAGUUGUAAAGAAAAAUACAUAUCUCAGACUGGCCAAUAAAAAGAAAAGAUUAAGGCGGGCAAAAGAACACAGACACUGGACAGAGGAACUCUGCCUAGAAGGCCAUCAUCCCGGAGUCGCCUCUUCACUGUUGACGUUGAGACUGGUCAUUUGCGGGUACUAUUUAAUGAAGCUGCCAGUUGAGGACUUGUGAGGUGUUUGUUUCUCAAACUAGACACUCUAAUGUACUUGUCCUCUUGCUCAGAUGUACACUGGGGCCUCUCACUCCUCUUUCUAUUCUGGUUAGAGACAGUUUUCUCUGUUCUGUGAGGGGAGUAUACAGCGUUGUAUGAGAUCUUCAGUUUAUUGGCAAUUUCUUGCAUGGAGUAACCUUCCUUUCUCAGAACAAGAAUAGACUGACGAGUUUCAGAAGAAAGGUCUUUGUUUCUGGCCCUUUUGAGCCUGUAAUCAAACCCACAAAUCCUGAUUCUCCAGAUACUCAACUAGUCUAAAGAAGGCCAGUUGUAUUGCUUCUUUAAUUAGAACAACAGUUUUCAGUUGUGCUAACAUAAUUGCAAAAGGGUUUUCUAAUGAUCAAGUAGCCUUUUAAAAUUAUAAACUUGGAUUAGCUAACUCAACGUGCCAUUGGAACACAAGAGUGAUGGUUGCUGAUAAUGGGCCUCUUUACGCCUAUUUAGAUAUUCCGUUAAAAAUCAGCAGUUUUCAGCUACAAUAGUCAUUUACAACAUUAACAAUGUUGACACUAUAUUUCGGAUCAAUUUGAUGUUAUUUUAAUGGACAAAAAAAUGUGCUUUUCUUUAAAAAGCAAGGACAUUUCUAAGUGACCACAAACUUUUGAAUGGUAGUGUAUCUGGAAGUGUGACUUCAAUGAAACUCAUGUUCUAUGACUGAGUUGAAUUUAUUUGAAUUGCACUGAAUUAAAUUAUACUUCCUGUCACUCAAACUCUAAUUCUACAUCCUGUGGAGUGUGGCUAAAUUCAAUUAAAAUGUCAACUCAUGAGUUGAAUGGGAGUCAAUUCCAAAAUUCUGAAUUGGGCCCAACCCUGGACUGUGUAUGAACUGAUAAAAGCUCAUCUUUUGUUAUUUUGUUUUAUUUACUGUUUUUUUUAUAGCAACAUGUCUCUACUUUUUACCUGAAUCCAGGAUGUAGCAGUUUAUGGAUUCCUCUCAUGAUUUUUACUUAAUUAUUUUGUUGUCAUUAUUUAGAUUAUAAAUACCUGUGGUUGUUUGAAAGGAACCUCCAAAUUUACCGACAAGUGUGACAACCCAGUCAAGAAGCAUGCCUAUGCCCAUACUAUAUCUGCUGUGGUAAGAACCACAUGUUAUAAUCAGACUAAAGCAAGGAAAAGUUUUAUCAACAAGGACAAUUAUAAAACACUAUUGUAUGUGACAUCCGCUCUGCAUCAUUGAUGUGCAUCUACAAUAUGGUCUUGGCUCCUCACUUAAUGACAUUGUGCAUGUGUAUGUUUACUAUCCUAUCCUUUUACACAUAAAUGUGUCAGUAAAGUAUUUAACUCUUUCAAUAGACAUUUUCAACAUGUCCGUUCCACUGUGAUGCAUUCAGAAUGAAAUAUACCAGAGGUUCCUCUGUUAUCUGAUUUCCCCCUAUGUCUAGCAAUUUCACAAUAUGUUUGAAGCAUUUUCAACUUCACUGGUAUGGUUGUAGGCUACCAGAGCAUGUGAUGCAGGCCAUGCCGGGUCAGUUUGAUUUGUUUGCAUCUUUCAAUCAGUCAGAAGUAUCAUAUUCCUGCCUUCCAUCGGUGGCACACAUCUAAUUAAUUUAGUCAUGUAGUGCCUAUCUUUUCCAUUCAUUUAGGAUUCAGACCUGCAGAUAUCUCCUCAUGCUCAUAGGCUGAUUUUCAUAGCAGUUGCUGUUGAAUAUGGAUUCACCUCAACCUGACACCACUUUUUUGUUGCAUGGAAUUAUCUGACAAACUUAGAUUUGCGGUAAACUUUAUUUAAGUUGAAAUUUCGUUCAACCAAUGGGGGAAAAAAUGCUACCAUCUGAAAUGCUACAGUGUUCAGUCACGACUUGUUAAAAGAUUACGAAUGUUAAGGUAUGACAAUUGUAACUCAAUAAAGGACUUGCGUUGACUUGCACAGUAAACCAAUUGUUGCCCGUCUUGCAUGGAUGUGAUGACAAGCUCAUGGGAUCAUCAGUUGUAGAUUGCACUUGCAAGGUAUAGAUUUGAAUUAUUUGAACCCCAAAAUUAAAGUGUAUCACUUUGGUCUCAGAAACUAUCACAAUGUGGACCAUCAAAAUAUUAGAAUGAUCAAAUAAAAGCAUGCACAUAUUUGAUGCAUUAUUGAUAGACUGCAAUACAUGUUAAGAGUGUUAAUAUAUCACAAACGGAUUAAAUUAUUCCCUUUUCCAAAUUAUAACUAUUUUCUCUCGAUGAUUGUUUAGAUUUUUUUGGGGGGAGAAAUGUGUGUUUCUUAUUUUAUAUUCAUUUCUAUAUAAUUUAGUUUUUAGCAUGUUAGAAGAACAUGUUUUUAGCAUUGUAAAAGUCGUGAGAAUAGUGUGUAGAAAGACUGUCUAACCAAAAGAUUUCUACGAGGGAUACGUGUGAUUUACUGUUGUAAUGCGCCCUCACCACCAUUUCUAGUCAAAGCAUGAUUUCUGACUGAUAAUGCUGUUUGUGUGCGUGUGUGGCAGGGCAUUAUUAUGUAAGUUCCAAAAUAAAUAAAAUAUACAUUGUUUUGUAAACAACAAAUAAUAAGGGGGUCUCAUAUGAAGCCGUUGUCCUUUUGUUUUUGUUUAGUACUGUCACACCCUGACCAUAGUUUGCUUUGUAUGUUUGGUCAGGGUGUGAUCUAAGUGGGCAUUCUAUGUUGGAUGUCUUGUUUGUCUAUUUCUAUGUCUGGCCUGAUAUGGUUCUCAAUCAGAGGCAGGUGUUAGUCAAUGUCUCUGAUUGGGAACCAUAUUUAGGUAGCCUGGGUUUCACUGUGUGUUUGUGGGUGAUUGUUCCUGUCUCUGUGUUUUGCACCAGAUAGGACUGUUUUAGGUUUUCGCACGUUUGUUGUUUUGUUAGUUUAUUCGUGUACAGUUUCUUUAUUAAAGUACAAUGAAUAACAACCA
Oncorhynchus nerka (sockeye salmon) is the source of this 8559-nucleotide messenger RNA. Its product is annotated as volume-regulated anion channel subunit LRRC8D-like. Gene Ontology annotation, molecular function: protein binding. NCBI's taxonomy places the organism in Eukaryota, Metazoa, Chordata, Actinopteri, Salmoniformes, Salmonidae. The coding region runs from base 236 to 2767 and encodes 843 amino acids. The record is from RefSeq and is a predicted model, not a curated record. The transcript is spliced from 2 exons.